GGCAGCGUGGCACAGCGGGAGAUCCGGCAGUGUGGGGUGAGCGUGAGCAGCCUGCGCGGGGCCUUCGAGCGGCACGGUGGCGGGGAGAGCAAGACCACAGCAGUGGUGGAGGCCGCCAGCGACUCGGGGAUCAGCUGCGAAGAAGCGCUGUCGGAAGGCAGCGGCUCACCGGUGCCUGAGUCAGCCGGGCUGCGCAAGGAGCGCAUCGUGCUGCUCUUCCUCAGCCAUUGGAAACGCUCGGCCGGAGGCCUCAACGCUUGGGCUGCAGCCUGCCGGGCGCUGCAGGCACAGAGGGAGAGA
Messenger RNA from Meleagris gallopavo (turkey), 300 nucleotides. NCBI's taxonomy places the organism in Eukaryota, Metazoa, Chordata, Aves, Galliformes, Phasianidae. The record is from RefSeq and is a predicted model, not a curated record.